This is a messenger RNA of Penicillium chermesinum, 1725 nucleotides long. RefSeq lists its product as uncharacterized. The transcript is spliced from 3 exons. The record is from RefSeq and is a predicted model, not a curated record. Bases 1 to 1725 code for a protein of 574 amino acids. Gene Ontology annotation, biological process: regulation of DNA-templated transcription. Gene Ontology annotation, molecular function: DNA-binding transcription factor activity, RNA polymerase II-specific; zinc ion binding. NCBI's taxonomy places the organism in Eukaryota, Fungi, Ascomycota, Eurotiomycetes, Eurotiales, Aspergillaceae.
AUGGAGUCCCGCAACCCGACGGCGGAACCGUCCAACAAGCGGCCUCGAUCUCCCACGAUUGACCACCCGCCCCAGUCCAAAGUCCCCAAGACACACUCGAACCACCUUCAGAUUAACUAUCUUGCGCGCCAAUACCCCGACAACUUGCCGCUGGUGUCUGCGGACGAUACCAUGCCUGCGAUUAUCCACCUGAUCGGCGAGUAUGACGGAGUGCUUCAGCGCCACGAAAGUAUCGCCGGGAAUCUGGGCGCAUGCCCGCUGGGCCCGAUCUUGAUCAAACGCUUUGAGCGCCUGUUUGACGGGCCGCCGAAAGUCCUCAAAACGCAUGGCAAGGAUGGACCGACGGUUACUUGGCUCGAUGUGGUCGAGUUCGCCAAAAGCAAGCCGGAGCAGUUUAAUCUGGAAAAGACCCGCAAUGGGGUGCGCGUCUGUCAAUUCUAUACCAAGCAGUGUCGGGUGGAGAUUAGCGAGGAGGAUUUUGUGCUCAUUGCGUCGGGCAUGCCGCAGAAGAUGAUUCCUCCGCAGCCUAUCAUUGAAGAUGAGGAGAAAGAGCUUGGCGGGUUGGAGAUUCUGGAAAAGAACCUCCAACAAAUCAUCCAGAUGGCAGAUCAAGGUAAGUUCGAGGAUCUUCUUUGUCCAGAAUGCGGUCGGGAGACCAUGCCAACGGCCAUUCUACAAUCACGAACUCCCCCCGGCUUCCUGGCUGUGAAUGCAGCGCGAGCGGAGGCAGAGGCAGAAGCCCACGCUUCCCAGUUUAUGUUCCCGCAGUCCAACACCGAUAAUGUGACGAUAAUCAAUGGAACUUCGGUCAAAGGUGCAUCCCCGACCACCCGCUCCGAACUGAUGAAGAAGUUCUUCACCACAGCAGAUCGCCAGACCCGCGGCUUAGAGGAUCCCGCUGCAUCUGGCAACCCUCCACCAGCACCACAGCCACGAGGGUCCGACCCCGCCGGAUACAGUCUCUACAACACCUCAUCCACCCCGGUAGCCAUACCAGGCACACCAUCCUCUCCUCCCCCCACCCAAAACCGCCCCCCAAGAAAAGGACGAGGGCGGCCCCUUCAAACAGAGAUGAUAGCGCACAUGGAAGAGCUCCAACGCGGCGAACGCGUUGUACCACCUUGUGACCGUUGCCGACGCCUCCACAUGGACUGCGUCAAGAACCUCACAGCAUGCGUCGGCUGCACCAAGAAACACUGCAACCCGAUCGCCCCGUGUCACUGCCCAUCCAAACUCAUCCAACCGGCCCAUAUUCACCGCACGGCCCGCACUCGGCAGACCCCCCCUCCAGCUCCCGCUUCAGCCCCAGAGCAAUAUCCUCGAUAUAGUCCGCAACAUAACCGCCGCGAGUCGGCUCCCGGAGCUCCCCAUGUGACACCGGGGCCCGGCGCCACUCUCCCUCUCUCCUCGGGGAACUCUCCGCGCAGAGCAAAGAGCGAGACCGAGAACGGCGGCCGGUCUAGACCUGCGCCGAACGAGGAGGAGGAUCCGGAUGCCAAUCAGCGGUUGAUGCGGGCUAUCAUGGACACGGUAGAUCAUCAUACGCGCGUGGCGGCUGCCGUGCAGGAGCGGGAAAGGGUGGUCGAGCGCGCUGGAGACGUCUCUUAUGAGCGUGAGACGGCCGAUCGGGAGCGAGAUCGAGAUCGAGAUCGAGAUCAUGCGAGGGAGCGGGAGCUUGAGCGCGAACGGAUGUAUGAGCGCGAGCGUUUAACCCGGCUUCGGUAG